AUGGACGCGGCCAUCUGGAUCUACCAGUUCCGGCUGAUCGUGCUGGGCGACUCCACCGUGGGCAAGUCGUGCCUGCUGCACCGCUUCACCGAGGGCCGCUUCCCCGGGCCGCUGCACUGCGACCCCACCGUGGGGGUGGACUUCUUCUCCCGCCUCGUGGAGAUCGAGCCCGGCAAGAGGGUCAAGCUGCAGCUGUGGGACACGGCGGGGCAGGAGCGCUUCAGAUCAAUAACACGAUCUUAUUACCGCAAUUCUGUUGGUGGCCUACUGGUGUUUGACAUCACAAACCGGCGAUCUUUUGAACAUGUGAAAGACUGGCUAGGAGAAGCUAAAAUGCAUGUACAGCCUUUUCGAAUUGUAUUUCUGUUAGUAGGACAUAAAUGCGACUUAGUGUCACAGCGACAGGUUACAAGAGAAGAAGCUGAAAAACUGUCAUCUGACUGUGGUAUGAAAUACAUAGAAACCUCUGCGAAAGAUGCCACAAACGUUGAGGAAUCAUUUACGAUUCUUACCCGAGACAUAUAUGAACUUGUAAAAAAAGGAGAAAUUUCUAUACAGGAUGGAUGGGAUGGUGUUAAGAGUGGCUUUGUUCCAAAUGUUGUACAUUCAUCAGAGGAGGCUGUAAAGCCUAAAAGACGAUGCAUCUGCUAAAUUCAUAGCAUGCCAAAGAACACAUCAGGUGUUCAUAGAAUGAUGCCAACAUAAAUAAUUGUGAACAAUAAUUUAAAAGAAUGUAUUAGAUCUGAUCAUAAAUUGGUAAUUUUGUAUCAUUCUAAUUCAUAACUAAUUUCGUCUAUAACUUCACGAAACUUAAAUUCCUUUUUUUUUACACAGUACAGUAACUUAGAGAGGUCUUCAAGAAAAGAAAUGAUAUGAAAGGAAAAUGAAUGUUGUAUGCCAGAUUCUGAGAAGUUGCAAUAACCAUCAUGAUAACAUCCUCUUUCAGGCUUCAUAUUUUAAAUAGAUCAUAAAAUCAAGCCUCUGACCAUAAGCUAGGUUCUGACAAGGCUUUAAUUCAUCCAACUUAGUCUUAGACAGGAAAAUAUUAAAACCUAUAUUUUUUUAAUAUCAUUAUUUACUUUAGGAAAGACAGCGAGGGUUUAAGAAUUCUGUAAAAUAUCAUAAUAUGAAUAAGACUGAAGAAAGCAAACUGAAAGGACGUUUUGAUAAGACUGUGAAUACAAGCCUCACUAAAGAAAAAUAAUGUAUUAGAGAAGACUACUAUAUUUGUAUAUAAAGUGGAGAAUAGAAGAAAUGCAGUUUAGUGUGAAAUAUUUUAUGAAUCACCAGUGGAACUAGAUGUAACACAACAAAGAGUAGAGCUAUUAUUCAAUAUGCAGAUAGAAUGGAUUUCCCAACUAUGAAGAUACAUGCUGUAAAAUGCUUAUCACAGCUGGUAGCCUAAUAUUUGCUGGGCCAGAUCCUCAGCUUGUGGAAACCAUCUUAUGUGUAAAUCCAGAGGGAUACACUGAUUUAUACACGAUGAAAACUUCCCCUUAGCUCUAGAGAAUCAUUCUAUUUCUAAUUAGGAGUAAAAUGCAAGAACUUAUUUAGGGCUAUGUGCUAAGGGCACUUAUGCCCAGAUGAUGGAUAGAAUAAGGAUUGGUUUAUUUAGGAAGUGGUCCACAGAAUAAAAGAUGUUGGCAGUUUAGCAUUUGGGAAAUGAGAUGUUGGGGGAGACAGUUCAUAAAAGAAUUCCUCUCUCACGACACAGCCGUGGAAUAAAAAGUUUGAGGAUCCAUAUUCUAAUAAACAAAGAACACAGAAUAAAUAAUGAUGACCAGGGGAUGGUUUUGCAAGUAUAGUGCAUUUGACUGAUUUGGGGCUCACCUCACCAUUCCCAAUGGGCACAAUACAUACUCGCUUUGUAUAAAUAUGCCCCUAUGUGUGUAGCAUAUAAAUGCCAGAACACACCAUCUCUCUUUUGCUUGGGGACGUUUAGUUGGAGUGCUCAUCACCUGUGAGUUAGCUAAUAGUUAAUAAGGAUGAACUGUUAUCAUGCAGUUCUUCAGUUCCAGUAGCAGGCAGUCAUAUCUGUCUAGUUUAACUUUUUAUUUUGAAUGAUAAAUAUCAUAGCAAUUCUGAGGAAAAUGUAUAACUAAGCUCUUCUAAAAGCCUCUUGAAAACAUCCUAGGGUAUAUAGAGAGGUGUGUUUAAUACUGAUCAUUUUGUUCGUUGUGGGCCUGAAUCAACUCCAUUACAACAUCACUAAUUUCAGAGGGAGCUGAAGUGAACUUCAAGGGCCUGAGCCUCAUUUAUAUUAAGGCCCCUUUACACUGUCAGGGUAAGGGAAAGGGGCUUUACCAUAAAUGCGAAUCCAGAGCUGCAACUUUAGUGCCAUACAAGCUAUCUGCAAUAUGCCAUGAGCCAGCCUAUCUCUGUGUGUUACAUACUGGUAGAGACACUGACUCUGAUUUUUCCACAGACUUUUAGUCAUUUACAUCUGUGCCAUUCUGAUUUGGUAGCAUUUUACACUCUUUUUGCACAAAAAUAAAUGACUACAGAAGGUGCAAGACAGUGCAGAAUAAAGCCCUAUAUAUUUGUACCUGAACACCAUGUAAAAUUAGCCCUUUGUUAAUAUCAACACACUUGCCUUACAUAUCUUAAAGUAUUUCCUUACAGUUUUUAAGGGAGGUAAAGCAGUGGAUUGGGAAUUAAGAAACACAGAUUAUGUUCCUGAUUCUGCUGUGAGACCAAAAAGCAAGACAUUAAAUACUCUGUGCCUCAGUUUCCUUAUUUCUAAAAUAGGGAUAAUAAUUCUUACUAAUUUUUGUAAAGACCAUUUAGAUGGUCUUUGGGCUGAAAUCCUUUUUUCCUGUGUGAGUGAAUAGCAAACAGAAUGAUGGGUCCUGAGGCCAGUUCAGUAUAGUCCAUUAGACCUUCUGAGCUUGCCAGACUUGCAACAAAUUUGGUUAAAAACAGUACUGCCUACCUUUUUACCCAUUUUCUGGUGGGUAGAGCACUUACCUAGGUACUGUCUGUAAUCUAGGUCUCUCACAGCCUAGGUAAGUGCUGUAACAACUAGAAAAUAGGGAAACAUUUAGACAUCACCAAUUUUUAACUGAGUUUGAUGCAAGUUUGGCAAGUGCAAAACAAGCCUAAUAAAUAAGAUCCCUUCCGAUAUUUAAGGUGCCUCAUCAGGAUCAAAGUGGAUUUGCCUAAAUCCUGUUUAGUGUCUCUCAAACUGGAUUCCAUUCCUGGAAAUUAUACUUUUUAGCUGCAAAAAAUAAUUACACAGUUGAAAGGAGCUGUGUAAGUAUUCAGCGUUAUUUUAAGACUACGUUUCAUUGCACAUACUUCCAGCUAAAGCAAUUCUGUGUGUGUGUGUGUGUGUGUGUGUGUGUGUGUGAGAG
Gavialis gangeticus (Gharial) is the source of this 3353-nucleotide messenger RNA. RefSeq names its product RAB39A, member RAS oncogene family (gene RAB39A). The coding region runs from base 1 to 651 and encodes 216 amino acids. Gene Ontology annotation, molecular function: GTPase activity; GTP binding. Lineage: Eukaryota; Metazoa; Chordata; Crocodylia; Gavialidae. The transcript is spliced from 2 exons. Gene Ontology annotation, cellular component: Golgi membrane. Gene Ontology annotation, biological process: Rab protein signal transduction. The record is from RefSeq and is a predicted model, not a curated record.